AUGUCGAUUGAGCUCAAGCUUUCCCGGAUUAAUCGAGUUUAUCGUCCUUCUGAACUGGUUGAGGGCAAGAUCAUAGUGAAGUCUGCGUCUUCAAUCUCGCACUAUGGAAUUCGCAUCACGAUUGAUGGAUCUGUCAACUUGCAGGUUCGGGGAGGGACGGCCGGAGUUAUAGAGACUUUGGUUGGUGCUGCCAAGCCUAUUUCGAUUCUGAACAAAAUUGUUGAGCUUAGACCUGCUGGAAAGAUUGCUUCAGGCAUAACCGAGAUACCGUUUUCUAUGCAUAUCAGGCAACCAAGAGAAGAUAACCUUGAAAAGUUCUAUGAGACAUUCCAUGGAGGAAAUAUUAACAUUCAGUAUUUAGUGACUGUAGAUAUAUCGAGAGGAUACCUGUAUAAGUCGUUAUCUACAACAAUGGAGUUCAUAGUUGAAAGUGAUAAAGCUGAUGUAAUUGAGCGACCAGUUUCUCCGGAGAUGGUUGUCUUUUACAUUACUCAGGAUACCCAAAGACAUCCGCUACUUCCUCAACUGAAAUCAGUCUAUUGGUUUCAUUGGGCCUGGAGUGUCAUUGUUGUGCUUGAACUAUGCCAAUACACCCACGGCUACAGCGGUACUCCUUACAGCAGCCUUAUGUUUGAGCUAUUUCAGUCAAGCUGGCUUUCUCCUCAAUAUACAAUGCUGGAGUAGAACCAAAUGUUCACACAUAUGGGGCACUGAUUGAUGGUUAUGGCAGAGCUGGGGAAGUGGCAAAGGCAUUUGGUGCUUAUGGGAUAAUGAGGUCUAAGGUACUAUUACAUUGACAAACAUUGAC
This is a messenger RNA of Rosa chinensis, 808 nucleotides long. Its product is annotated as vacuolar protein sorting-associated protein 26C. Lineage: Eukaryota; Viridiplantae; Streptophyta; Magnoliopsida; Rosales; Rosaceae. Gene Ontology annotation, cellular component: endosome. Gene Ontology annotation, biological process: intracellular protein transport. The transcript has 9 exons. The record is from RefSeq and is a predicted model, not a curated record. Bases 1 to 684 code for a protein of 227 amino acids.